AUGGCAACCUGGCCAAUGUCCUCGUGCUCUGCUUCGUCCAGCAUCGGAUACUUGCACUCGAUGUUGAAUCCCACGUUCUUGGGCACCUUCUUGAACAGCUCCACAAGCGUCACAAACGACGACGCAAUAGACGAACCUCUCGAAUUUCCCUUGUACUGUUUCAGUUUCCACGUCUUGGUCAGCUUCAUCCUUUCCUUUCCAACAGAAAACUCUUCAGAGUCGGACUCAGCAGGUGUUCCUGACGUUGAGUCCAACGACGAGGAUCUACCACGGCCCUUUUUCUGGACAUCAAACUCCACGUACGACGCUCCCAAAGACGAGGCUGCGAUGAACGACUCCACGGUGUUCUCUCCCAGCUGCAACGACUUGCGGUCUCUGCUGUUCAUACCGUUUCCUCUGUGGCCAAUGACACGCGAAGACACCAACGACUUCCAGUACGUUUCUGUGCGGUCUAGAGUCAUCUUCUCGUGCGUGAACGGAGUAAUCAGCAUCACCUCGAACUUGAUGGUUCCCAGAACUUCCAACGUGUCGCUCUCCAGAAUUGGCAAGCUGAUGGAGUUGGACAACGACCGCAGGUUUGGCCCCACUUUGGUGUACGCAGACCUCAACAGAGCAGCAGCACGGCCCAGAAUCUUCUUCUCCUUGUUCUCGUCGCCAGACUGGUACGUCGGAACAAUGUCGAAGAAAAUGACCGUGUCCAAUGGAUCUCUGUCAACGCACUUGAAACUGAUCAGAUCGCUGGCCCCGCCGUGGUUGUCGUCCAGAGGCAGGUCCAGAAGAACAGACGGCUGGUCCAGCCCUUUGGCGUUGAUCACAAUAGAAAGAGCCGUGUCCAGCUCGGUACUGUGUGCUUUCGACAGCGGAACACGUUUCAGAUCAAUCGCAGAGCUGUUGUCUCUUAUAUCUGUGGUUCCCAAGGUGAUCAAAAUCAGCGACUCGUUGGGUUUCAAAUCCUGGGUGUCGAACUUGGCAUUGUGCUUAAUCAACAACUCGGCAACCUCUUUAAAUCCUUCUGCCGCAGCCACGAAAAUAGGAGUCCAGCCAAACGUGGCCUCGCCAAUCUCUGUGUUUGCGCCGUUGUUCAGCAAAAAGUCCACAGACUUGCCAAGAUUCAGCUUCGAGGCAAUAUAUAGCGAUGUCUCCUUGGUGUCCGGGUCUGUCUGGUCGACACUAACGCCCUUACAACUCAGGAGCAACUCCAAAAUCUCUGGCGAGUCCAAUCUGGUUGCAAUAAGUAGCAGUUCCGGACACGUUAGAGCAACGUCUUUGGAAACAGCGUCCACCAAAACGGCUGUCGUUUUCGGAUGCGUGCCCAAAAUCGACAGAUGCAACGGAGUCAGCAUCUCGGAGUCUCCCCAGGCGUUUCUAUCGUCAAUCGAAACGGCUUCGUUAUACAGCUUCCAUUUCUUCAAAAACUCAAUAAUGAUGGCCGUCACCUCACGCAAGCCAAGCGACGACGAGGACGAACUCACAAGGUUCAUGUCGAUUGUCGAGAUCGACGAGGCCGCCGAAGAAUUGAGAUUCUUCGACACCUGGUUCACGGCCUUCUCGUUGUACAAGUCCAACGGAAUAGGAGUGUCUCUGGCCUCGUUGGAAGGGAGCAGCUUGUUCAGAUACAAGUUGAUCUGGUUGAGAUUGCGAACGAUCUCCGCCUCGUUGGAAAACGGCAACGGAUAA
Ogataea philodendri is the source of this 1677-nucleotide messenger RNA. RefSeq lists its product as uncharacterized. The transcript has 4 exons. Lineage: Eukaryota; Fungi; Ascomycota; Pichiomycetes; Pichiales; Pichiaceae. Bases 1 to 1677 code for a protein of 558 amino acids. The record is from RefSeq and is a predicted model, not a curated record.